GUAACAUUCUGGUCGGCAGAAGCAGCGGCAGCAACUUCAGCUGCUGCAGGAGCCGGCGUUUCGGUGGCAAGGGACUCAAAAUUAUUACUGUAUUACUGUCACAAAUGCUCAAACUAACUGCGGCGCGAUGCCGGCCGAGCCAGUUGGCCAUCCGCUAUUGUGCAACUAUUUACCAAAGCCAGAGAGACUAUAAACUUGCUGUAGGCUCUAUUCGCAAGGGCCAAGUUGUUCAGCAUAAGGACAAGCCCAUGAAAGUCAUGGCCCGCGAUCAUGUUGCCACCGGUCGGGGCGGUGCGGUUAUCAAGAUGGACUUGCAGGAUAUUCUAUCUGGACAGAAAUUAAAUGAACGUUUCAAGUCCAGCGAUUCGCUAGAAGUCUUGACGUUGGCGGAUGAGUCGUAUCAAUAUCUGUAUAGUGACGCCGGCAAAAUCCACUUGCUCCACGGUGAAACAUAUGAAGAGAUUGAAUUGGACGAAAGUGCUUGCGAAGGAGGUAGCAGAGCAAUUUCCAUGCUGGAGGACGGUAUGCCGAUUGCUGUCAGCUUCUUGACUACACCUCAAACUGGAACGCAGCCCAUCACCUUCAAACUUCCUGCCAAUUACGAGUACACCAUUGAGUCCGUAGUUGAACGAGCUGGACAGGCGGCUAAAGGUACAGUUUACAAGCAAGCUAUGCUGACCAACGGCACCAAGGUGCAAGUGCCUGAAUUUAUUGGGGAAGGCGAAAAGAUCGUUGUAGAUAUUGGCGAGCUUAAAUACAUGAAGAGAGCGUAGAGCAAUGACUCUCAUAAAAAAAAAAUCUUACGUGUAAUUUUUUUUUUCCCGGCAAUUGCUUAAAGCGCGUUGCUGUUAGAAUUCUCUAUACUGGCUGGUAACCUUUUUAACUUAGAAUAAACUACACCAUAAUAUGGCUACCACUCCAUAUCAUGACA
Messenger RNA from Umbelopsis ramanniana AG, 931 nucleotides. RefSeq lists its product as uncharacterized. Gene Ontology annotation, cellular component: cytoplasm. The coding region runs from base 105 to 773 and encodes 222 amino acids. The record is from RefSeq and is a predicted model, not a curated record. Gene Ontology annotation, biological process: translational elongation; peptide biosynthetic process. Gene Ontology annotation, molecular function: translation elongation factor activity. The transcript is spliced from 4 exons. NCBI's taxonomy places the organism in Eukaryota, Fungi, Mucoromycota, Umbelopsidomycetes, Umbelopsidales, Umbelopsidaceae.